Molecule: messenger RNA, 912 nt
Organism: Letharia columbiana
Lineage: Eukaryota; Fungi; Ascomycota; Lecanoromycetes; Lecanorales; Parmeliaceae
Exons: 6
Coding region: 1-912 (303 amino acids)
Source: RefSeq, a predicted model, not a curated record
AUGGAUGAGGCUACCGGCAUGUACAUGACAACCUCAAAGGACCUUGAAUCCGUACGAAAGAAGCUGAAAGAAAUUGAGGGAAUGUGCAAGGAGGUAGAGGAAGUUCAGGCUUUGCUUACCAUGCUGGGCGAAAUCAAGUUCCCCGACUUGGGCAUCAGCGGCGAUUUCGUCUUGUGCUCUAGGUGUCAGGAACACAUCAAUCUACCAGUCGGAUCAGCCGACCCACUGAAACCUCAACGAUCCUUUGAAUACUACGGCAUAUCCUUCAUUCUGAUCAUCACUACCCUCCUCGACAUCAGCUACUUUCGACAGACCGGUCUGAUUUGGAUAGCCGUCGGCAUGGUUACUGGCUUUUUGACUCCUAUUGCCUUCCUUCGUUGGUCCGGGGGUGAACAUUACUGCCGACGUCUGACCCAUCAUUAUUUCCAGAGUUGGAUCUUCAGCCUUCUUAUCUGGGCUUACGGGGGGGCUGCGAUUGGCGGACCUGGCGAGGUGACCGGGCUGGAGGCCUUCAUAAACUGGCAUUUGCCGGCCCAGCUUUUGCACUCAAGAUACAGCUUCAGAUAUUCUACAGGGAAUUGGCAUUCCAUGAUCUUCAUCCAGGCGAGGAACGCCGUACCCACGCAGCCAGCGGGAAAUCGACGCCGCAGGGCGAGUUUUCUCGCCGCAACGAACGAACGUUCUUCUGCAAGUGCCAGCCGCGCAGACCGUGAGCUCAUCCCGUACAACGACCCAAGGAGAUCGCCUUCACCCGACGAACGAGAUGCCAUCAGACGUCUCACGUCGGCUUUGGACGAAUGCGAGAGAAUGCCCGUGGGGCACGCCUCCGAGAGGGUACAAGUUAGACACAAUGAGCUCAUCAGAUCUCCCGGCGGGGGAGGCAUGGACCGAUCUUCAGAAGCAGGAUUCUAG